AUCACGCUGUGCGUCGUUUGUUGUUUGCAGCGGCAGAGGAUCGAUGAGAGGAAUUUAAAUCUGAUACAAAGUGACUGAAGAGAAGAAGGUCCAGUAGAACCAGAAGAAGAACCACCAGUUCAGGUCGAAAGAUUUCCAUCCAGAACCAGGUCAUCCUCCUGAACUCUGACCUCUGUGUCCCUCCAUGGACCCCGGCGACCCCGGCCCGUGUGGCGACGCGGCGGGCUCCAUCCGGGAGCGGACCAUCGCGGAGAACAGCCUGGUGGUUCUGCUGCAGGGCCUGCAGGGUCAUGUGACCACGGUGGAGCUGCGGGACGAGUCGACGGCGGUCGGACGCGUCCUCAGCGUGGACGCCUUCAUGAACGUCCGGCUGGAGGGCGUCGUCUUCCGGGACCGGCGGGGCCGCGCCCUGCGUCUGCAGCAGCUCUUUGUCACGGGGCGCAACGUGCGCUACGUGCACGUACCCGACCGCGUGGACAUCCUGCAGACCGUCCAGAACCAGCUGGCCCGGAUCCACAGGGUCCGGAACUUCGCCAGCCAAGGCGGCGGGAGGAGAGAGUUCUGCAAGAACACCAAUUGACCCGGUUUCACUAUAGACCCGGUUCUACCAGGUGACCCGGUUCGGACUUGGAGACUAUUCAUCCUUGGUUCUCAUUGGACCAAAACCAGAACUUUUGGAAGGAUUCAGAACCAGGAUCUGAUUAAAAACUGACUGGUAUUUUUACUGUUAUUGAUAAUAAAAUUGUCCAAAAAUCCAGA
Xiphophorus couchianus (Monterrey platyfish) is the source of this 759-nucleotide messenger RNA. It is a transcript of the gene lsm10, whose product is annotated as LSM10, U7 small nuclear RNA associated. The transcript has 2 exons. The record is from RefSeq and is a predicted model, not a curated record. Gene Ontology annotation, cellular component: cytoplasmic U snRNP body; nuclear body. NCBI's taxonomy places the organism in Eukaryota, Metazoa, Chordata, Actinopteri, Cyprinodontiformes, Poeciliidae. Gene Ontology annotation, biological process: mRNA 3'-end processing by stem-loop binding and cleavage. Bases 185 to 580 code for a protein of 131 amino acids. Gene Ontology annotation, molecular function: histone pre-mRNA DCP binding; U7 snRNA binding.